AGGGAACAACUUCUGUCUCCGCUGAACCGAGGACGCAUUCUGUAUUACUUGAUAAAAGAAUCGAGGUAUAGUAAAAUAAAACGGUAAACGACAAGACAUCGCCUUUGUAGCCGGUAUUUAACUCGGUUGUAUGUUGCUAUAUGGUUAGCUGAAUUGCUAACUGCCUCGUCUACUGUAGCGCUAGUGGACGCUAGCAUAGCGCCCGUUAGCCUCAACCCACGUGUCAAAAGUAUUUUUAAUGUUUACAUACCCACGGCGUUAUUUCAAGUUUUUGUAAAGAAAUCCCCCUGUCCAGCCGGUGGCACUCUUUUAUAAAAUGUUCUCGUAAAUGACUCAUUAGCCGCCGCUUUUUGGUAGCGGUGCGGAAAGCUGCCGUUGGGCGGUGCUGUUCAGCUGCAGGUUGUACUAUGGACUUUACUCAGGAAAAUGAAGUUAACGAUGGUGUGGAAGGCGCCAGAGACGACCCUUUCUUCAUUGAGGACUGCACCGGUCCAGAUGGCGAAGGAGAAAUUCAGCUCCGAUGCCAGAAACUUCACACAAGCUGCAAACAAGCUGCACGGCUCAGCAGGGAAGGCUCGCCUCCGCUGCUCCUGGCCUUCUCCGGCUCCUCUGGAAGGAGUCUGCAGGAUGCCAGCGUUGCUUUUAAUGUUGACUUGCUGGAGGAGGAAGAGGAGGACAGUGAUCAGUCCAUAGAGGACUGGAUGAUCCUGGAAGAAGGGGAGCAGGCGGGAGACUCAAGCAUCCAGCUCAACCUGAACUACUUGAAGAGCUCUGAGGAUGACUGUGGAGUUGAAGAUGAAGGUAUGGAGUCGGUCAAAGAUAUCUGGGCUGUAUCAGAGAAAGACAAGUAUGGUGAUGAUCAGUCUGUAGCCAGCCGCUAUUUUGUGCCUGGUCAGUCUCUGAUCUGUCACAUCUGCAACAAGACGGGACACCUUGCCAAAAGCUGCUUCCAGAAAAAGAAACGCCCCCCAUGUGUCCUUUGUGGGAUCCAGGGCCACCUCCAGAGGGACUGUCCAGGCCGCCCCUGCCACAGCUGUGGGCUGCCUUCACAUGGCCUCAGGCCCUGUGAAAUACCUCCUGUGUGGAAGCAACACUGCCAGCGUUGCGGAAUCACAGGGCACCUCUCUGAUGCCUGCCCUGAUACCUGGAGACAAUACCACUUUACAAUAAGGUUAGAGGUUCCCCUCAAACCACGGACGGUCCACAACCUCAGACAUAAGAGUCGCCGUGUUUAUUGUUACAACUGCUCCAAAAAAGGACAUUAUGGCUAUGAGUGCAGUAGCAGGAGGAUGGUCAGUGGCACUUUUCCUUCACUGCCUUAUGUUUGCCACUAUGACACCAUAGAUGACAUUCUCCAGUGUCAUACCAGAAAGCAGAAAGAAGCCAAAGAGCUUGUGAAUGCUGGAUCCCUGCUUCCAUCAGACCCAGAACACUUGUCUGAAAAAACCAGGGAGAGUGGCGAGGAGAAUCUGUCAGUUCACGGGAGGAGCAGGACUAAACGGGAGGCAUGCAGCCAGGCUGGAAGGAGGAAGACUUGGCCAGAAAGGCGCAGAGAGAGACGUGAGGUGAAGCAACUGAGGAGGAAGGCCCAGGCCAUACGGGAAGGAGGACUUCUGGGAAGGUCCCAUCGUAACUCUAGUGAUGAAGUCUGUCACACAGACCCCUUCAGAUACACUUUCCAUAGUCACAUGCAAUCCACACCUACACAGACGAAGGGGAAGAGCGAGAUAAGUGGCAGAAAGAGCAGGAAGAGCAGAGAGGCCGAGAGAUGGAAGAAAAGAGGUGGGAUGAAACGUGGUGAUUUGUUUUCCUAUGUUGACUUGGACAUUGGAAGUGAAAACCUUUUUUCUCCGAAGCAAAGAGUACGUCACAGAAGAAAAUGAACUGUAAAUAAAAAUUUUAAAUAAUUUUUUUGUGAAAUGUAACUUAUUAACAUAAAACGUGUUUGGUCUCAUGGUCUUUUAAUCCAUCUACUUAAUGUCAGUACUAGACACUGUAGGAUAUCACAAAAAGUUGAAAGAUACUCUUUAACUUCAUACAAUACACUUAUGGAUAUUAAGUGUAUUGUAUGAAUGCAGUUUAACUUGGUUUACAUCCUUUAAUACAUCCUUUGCAAAUUUUGUGUCUGUACAGUUUGUAAUACAUUUUGAAUGUUUUUACAACAUAUGUGUAAUUUUUUGACUCAGAUGUAUCUUGCUGUGGGGGUGGCUUGUCAUCAUCCUAAAUAUAAUGCCCGUUUUACAGUAACAUCUCAUUUUCUGCAUUAAAAUAUUUGAUUUGGUCAAAAGCA
Stegastes partitus (bicolor damselfish) is the source of this 2290-nucleotide messenger RNA. RefSeq names its product zinc finger CCHC domain-containing protein 7-like. The record is from RefSeq and is a predicted model, not a curated record. The transcript has 8 exons. Gene Ontology annotation, cellular component: TRAMP complex. Lineage: Eukaryota; Metazoa; Chordata; Actinopteri; Pomacentridae. Bases 408 to 1883 code for a protein of 491 amino acids. Gene Ontology annotation, biological process: nuclear mRNA surveillance of mRNA 3'-end processing; nuclear polyadenylation-dependent rRNA catabolic process; TRAMP-dependent tRNA surveillance pathway. Gene Ontology annotation, molecular function: zinc ion binding; RNA binding.